UUGUUUUUAAGUUUUUUAUUUAUCAUUAUAGAAUUGAUAAUGUAUAUAAAAUAUUUUAAGUAUUAUUUACUCUUUUUUCAGUUUUUAAUACUUCAUGAAUAUUCAUUUAUUUUCAUGUAAUGGAUAAUGGAGAUCCUUUUGUGGAAUUGAUUCCACAGGAUAUAACAAUUUCAGCUCCCUCUUUAAUUGAAAAGAACAGUUCAUCUUCAGUUUCACAAGAUAAAUAUGGUGUACAAAAUGUUUAUGUCACACCUUGCAAGUUUUCUACAUCUCUGGGUGAAAGAAGAAAUUUGAUAACUAAAAAUGAUGUGACCGAAGCAACAAAUGGAUUAACUGUACUUGAUCAAAGUUGGUCUCACAAAACAAACUCCGUUCUUUCUUCCCAACAAGAUUAUUUAAAAAUUGAUCACUUUCAAGAGUUGUUUGCUGUUAAGAACAAUAUUAUAGAACAAAAAGAUAUAAUUAUGCAAAAACAAAAAACUAUUAUCAACCAACUUCGUCAAACAAACUUAGAACUAGAAGAACUUCUCAUUCAAAAGCAAGAGGAGAUUCAAGCUAGUGGUUUAGAUUCUCUUGUUUUGCAAGUUCGAGAAUACAAAUAUGAAAAUAGUCAGUUAAAACAAAAACUUACACAAAUAAAUAACUCCAAGUAUUCAGACGUAGAAAAGCUUCAAAAAAAAUUAGGGGAGUGUGAAUAUGAACACAGCAAAUUAAAAACUACUAUGAAAGAAAUGGAAAUAUCAAAAGUUACAGAAGUGUCAAAGUUACAACAACAGUUAGAAAUGAAAGAACACAUUUUAUCAAUGGAGCAAAGAAAAAGUGAAACAUAUCUUAGAGAGCUUAAAGAAGCUAAACAGGAAAAUACAAAGUUACAACUUUAUCUUGAAGAGCUUCCAACUUCUGAUGAAUACAAAAGUAUUAAGAAUGAAGUGAAGUCCUUAAAAAAAGAUAAAGAUACUGCAAUGGAUGAAAUAGAUUUUAUAAAGAAGAAAAAUGCAGAAUUAAGAGAGGAAAUAUCUAAAAAGGAUUCACAGUCUCAAGAAUUGCUUAAAACAAUUAACAAAUUAAAAGAUGAAAUAACGAGACUUUCCACCAGCCUUGAAAGCUACAAACAACAAGAUGAAAAAGGGCCAUUUUCUUUAAAGGAGUUUCAGGAUGCAAUCACUAAAAUAAAGUUUUUUGAGAGUGAAAACACACAUUUAAAAAAGUCUCUGGAAAAGCGACAUAAAAAACUAAAUCGCUUGCAUUAUGAUUUACUUGAAAAAGAUAAGCUGAUGGAGGAACAGAAGACUUCUUAUGAAAAUACUAUCAGGCUACUAACAGAUGAUUUGAAAAAUAAAAAUUUAUCAAUAACAAAGGUUAAUGCACAAAAUCAAGAAAUUAUGUCUUCUAGUCUUGAUUAUCAAAAAGAGUUGAAAAAAUACAAAGAUUGCUACACUCAAGAAUAUAUGGAUUCUUUCAACAUUCUCUUUAAAGAGAUAUGUAAAUGUGCUGAUGAUGUUCGAUCUUUUGUCAAGUUAUGCAGUUCAAGAGUAAAAGGAAAGGAACCUGAUUUGAAUGCUCUUCUUGGUUUACAUGAUUCACCUGAGAAAUCCCAAACAAUAUUUCAAAGUGUUUUAUUACCAACUCUAGACACCCUUCGGUUAAAAUUUUCAGAGAUUGCUGAUGUGAGAAAAGAAGUUGAUGGUUUGCGUCGCAGUGUUUGCGAGCAUUAUGCGCAGGAAAUCGGGAAUAAUAUGUGCAUUAGUCAAUAAUGUUUUUCUUUAGUUAAAUUUUGUAGUUUUCAUAUUUUUGUUUGAAUGAUAUGAAUUAUUUUA
Hydra vulgaris (swiftwater hydra) is the source of this 1817-nucleotide messenger RNA. Its product is annotated as centrosomal protein of 85 kDa-like. The record is from RefSeq and is a predicted model, not a curated record. Lineage: Eukaryota; Metazoa; Cnidaria; Hydrozoa; Anthoathecata; Hydridae. Gene Ontology annotation, cellular component: centrosome.